CAGCGUGGGUUGCUCUGCAUUUACUCACUCAUAAAAUUAGAGCUGCCAGACUCUCACAUUUAGUAGGACAGUCAAAGUGUGAUGGUUCAACUUUCCUCAGCUGUUCACAUCUCACAACGAUCGAUUAAUGGAUAUUUUACCUUUACUUUGUAUUGUCUCUGUGGCUUUUAUAGGUUUAACCAAAGGAGCUGGUGUGUUGCCUGAUGUUCUGAAUAAAGCUGUGGGAGAGACGGCGAUGUUCACCACAACACUGACUCCGCCAGAGAAACCAUUCUUAUCUGUGGGCUGGACAUUUGAUGGAAAACCUAUAAUCACUUUCAGUGGUACAAACUUAACUGCACCAGAGUAUGAAGGCAGGAUCACCCUCUUCAUGUCUACUGGAUCUCUGGAGCUCAGAAAUGUGGCUCUAAAUGACAGUGGGGUAUACAGAGUUAGCAUUUUUCCAUCUGGAGAGCAACAGAAGACAGGUGAUACAAGACUGUACGUAGAUGAGCCAGUUUCCAAUGUAACAGCAACAGCCAGCAACACAGACUUGGUGGAGUUCAACAGCUCUGUCCGUCUGUCCUGCUCUGCCUCUGGAACCUCUCUGUCUUUCCAUUGGCUGAACGGCAGCUCUGAGGUUACAGAAGGUGACAGAGUUCAGCUCACUGAUGGAGGCGCCAAUCUCACUAUAUUAAACGUGACCCGCUACGACAAGGGACCAUUUAAGUGUAAUGUGUCCAAUCCUGUCAGUAAUGGCAUCAGUGAUCCAAUAAUCUUCAACAUCAGCUACGGCCCAGACAAUGUUACUUUGACAAUAUCUCCGUCAAAAGAAUACCACGCGGAAGGGUCAAACAUCAACCUGACAUGCUUGGCUGACUCCAAUCCUGCUGCCCAAUUUAAGUGGCUUCUGAAUGGAAGCCUGCUGUCUGAUACUGAACCACAGUUCAAACUGAUGAACAUUCAGGAGAGUCAAAGUGGGAACUACAGCUGUCAGGCCUUUAACAGCAAAACUCUGAGAUAUGAAUCAUCUCCACCUGCCACCAUCUCUGUACUGACACGUGUUGCCAAUGUUGUGGUAACUUCAGACCCACCAGACUUGGUGGAGUUCAACAGCACUGUCCGUCUGUCCUGCUCCGCCUCUGGGUCCUUUCUCUCUUUCCUCUGGCUGAACGGCAGCUCUGAGGUUACAGAAAGUGACAGAGUUCAGCUCACUGAUGGAGGCGCCAAUCUCACUAUAUUAAACGUGACCCGCUACGACCAGGGACCAUUCAGGUGUCGUGUGUUAAAUCCUGUCAGUAAUGGCACCAGUGAUCCAGUAAACCUCUCCAUCAGCUAUGGCCCCGACAAUAUUAAUGUGACAAUAUCUCCAUCACAAGAAUAUUAUGGCGAAGGGUCAGACAUCAGCUUGAUGUGCUCAGCUGUCUCCAGACCUCCUGCCCUGUUUCACUGGUUUCUGAAUGGAGUCCUGCUGUCUGAUACUGGACCAGAGCUCAGACUGAUGAACAUUCAGAUGAAUCACAGUGGUAACUACAGCUGUCAGGCCUUUAACAACAAAACUCUGAGAUAUCAGACAUCUCAGCCGUCAGUUGUCUCUGUACUGGAGAUAAUAUCAGGUGCUUCAGUUACGCCGUCAACAACCUUGCCGAUUGAAGGAAACUCAGUCAACUUGACCUGUGACGCUGCUGGCUUUGUCUUUACCAGAAAGUGGAUGAAGGAUGGCUCAGAUCUGAUCCUGUCUGACAUCAUAAUACUUUACGAUGAGAACAGAGUGCUGUCUUUUAAGAGCCUGACCAAAAAAGACAGUGGAGAAUAUUCCUGUACAGUCAGCAACCCCGUCAGCAGCGCUGAAGCUAAAUACUCCAUGGAGGUCAACUAUGGACCAGAAAAUGUUCAAAUCACAGGUCCAAGUCAGAUACGUCCGAAUGAGAACUUGACUUUAACCUGCUCUGCUGAGUCCAGACCACUUGCCACUUACACCUGGAUACUGAAUGGGACAAAGAUACACAAUUCUGCUGUGUUCACUAAAGACAACAUUCAACCCUCAGACAGUGGCAUCUACACCUGCGAAGCGAUGAAUGACGUAACUGGAAGAAAACUGUCUACAGACCAUGAACUGUCUGUAACAGUCAAACCACAUGACAAAGGAGGCUGUGGGGGUGGUUGCAUUGCUGGAAUAGUCAUUGCAGUUCUAGUCGUUCUUGCAGCAGCUGGAGGUGGAGGGUACUUCUUUUAUCAAAAAAAGAUACAGAAAAAAAACUCUACCAGCAGAACAGGAGUUGAAGGGCAGGAAAACACAGGAUUCUCAGGAGGUGAAGGGCAGGAAAACACAGGAUUCUCAGGAGGUGAAGGGCAGGAAAACACAGGAUUCUCAGGAAAUUCUAAGGAGCUCCAUUAUGUAGAGGUCAAGUUUGACAAGAUCAAAGGUGGGGCUGUCCAUCCUGGGCCACAGAAUGACACAUCAGAAUAUGUUGAGCUCCAAGUGAACAAAAGUCGUCCUAAACCGUCCUCACCUCCUUCCUAUGAUGACCAUUGGGAACGACAGAAGGGAACAGCUCCUCAGCCUCCCAAUGCCACACAAGUUCCCAGUUCAGGUUUGCGAGAAAGCAACCGCACUGGAUCUGAAGGAUCCUCUGAGGGGGUUAGACCAGAGAAUGGGGUCACAGAAUGUGAAGGAUCCUCUGAGGGGGUUAGACCAGAGAAUGGGAAGGAUUUAGGGUCACAGAAUGUGAAGGAUUCACAGAAUGUGAAGGAUCCUCUGAGGGGGUAGACCAGGGGCCAGAAGCAGCUGACUUGGUUUGUGAAAAAACCUGCACUCCUCUCUCAGUUCCUUUUAUAGGGGACUACUUUGGACUUGAGUUUAUUUAGUCAAAGCACUUUAGCAGCAGUUAAUAAUCAACCAGUCUGUGACAGUUAUUGCCGUGACUGAGGUCACACAGCACAAUGCUGGCCUAUUUGCUUUCAUUCACAUAUAACAGCUUUGUUUGUCUGUGCACAGUUAAUGCAAAGUGCGCAUAACAUGUGAGUGGAAAUUUUCUCUUUAUGUGAUUCAGUUGUUUGCUUGAGCAUAAUGUUUCACAUCGAUGUGGUGUCAUGUUUGACUCCUCGUGUGUACUGUGUGAUGCCAUUUGAGAUGACUGUUUUUCAAUUAUGGAUUCAUUUUUAUAUUUAUUUUACAUCAACAAAAUCAAAAAUAUUGGUUAUUUAGCAAUAUAUAAUUCACCUUUCACUGGUGUUUAUCAGGACAUGUGAACAUCUUGUUAAUCUGUCAGUACAGUAGUGAACUGUAAUGACCUACACGUAGCACUAAUGCAAAGAUUUGUUAUCAGUUGGUCCAAAGGAGCAGUUUAAAGAUCAAUACAGAUACACAUCUUUAUAAUUAAAUCCCACCAUGAUAAAGUUAAACUGUAUGAUGGCACAAGGGGAAGGUCUGCUGCCACAAUAUCCAAAACGCUUGCAUGAAAAUGAACAAGAGUUUUCUCUCCAGUUCUACUUGAGUGGUAGAAACAGUACUUGAUAGCCAAAGAUAAAGGAAACCACUCGAGUGGCUAUUAGAUGGUUAUCUACAGAUUUGUUGGUAUUAAAGUCCGUUCAACGGGCAUGCAGAAACUGUGACCUAAUGUGUCAAUAUGAACUGUAAGUGAUCAUCAGAGUUAUUCAGGACAAGUUUACGGUAAAUGUCAACAAAGGUUGCUAUGUGAUAAAAUUAUAUGGUGCUUUCUCUCCCUGUAAGGCCUGGAGCCAACAGGAAAGUAUUUCAGAGAAGUGAAACAUUGCAAGGUAAUGGAUGUAAGUUCCCCUCAACCCUGUACAUAACCAAACUUUUAUGUAGACAUUAGAAGUUGGGGACUGUAUCAUUAUUCUCAGGCAUUAAAUGCAGUAUGUUUGCACUGAUAGAGUUUCAUUUGUUGAUAGAGCAGAACACACUGUGUUUGAGGUUAAUAAAGUAGUUAUAAGAUGAUGGUAAUGCUGUGAGUGAGGAUUAAAUCAGUGUUACCUCAGAUUUUUCUUAAGUUAAUCCAAUGGGUUUGACACUGGACAGCUAACCAAUAAGCUGAAAGUCACUAUAACACUCUAUAAAGCCGAGGGAGGCUGCCAAUUCAGGUGAUAACUCUCUGUAGGGUCAUCAUCACCAAGGGCUGACCCCCCUUUCACAUCGUCACAGUGUUUUCAAAUUAUCAUAAAAUAGAUUGUUAGCAUGAAAAUAUUGAUUAUAGCUUUAAGUAGACCGAUAUAGAGCAGAUACAUUGUAAAUAUAUGAAAUAACAUGUAUGUUGAGUGAGUGUUUUUCUCAGUUGUAAGUAUCUAUUUACACAGUGAGUCAUUUGUCUUCAGUCAGAUCGAUGUCAUCAGACAAGUGACUCACGUUUUUUAAAACAAUUAUUGGUUCAGAACAAAUGAGAUGAAGAGAAUGAAGUCUCCCAACCCAGGCUGAUGAAUGAGUGAGUGUGUGGCUAGAAUCCCCCUCCCCCUUUAGUUACUCAUCAGCAAAGAUCAAACUCCCUGUGAGUUUUUCAUAUGAGUCAUUUCACCUGUGUUGUAAUGAAAUUUUGUAUUACAAACUUAACUUUCCCACACCUUACUGGUUACCUUAUGUUUUCCCCUUAAAGUUCAGUCAACUUACCCAUUCAUAUCGAUAAAAGUAGGGUAUUUUUGAUUAUAUUUUAAGGAAAAAAAUUAAUGGAUUGUAGUGCAUUAUGGUAUUUUUAAAAGAUAUUUUAGGGCUUGUUUGCCCUUAAUUGAUAGGAAAGUUGUUAGCGUAAAAAGGGGGAAAGAGGGGGGUGAUGACAUGCAGCAAAGGGCCAUAGGUUGGAAUCAGACCUGUGGCCUCUGCGGCAAGCACACAGCCUUUGUACAUGGGGCGCCUGUCCUACCAGGUGAGCUAAUGGGUGCCCCUGUAAGGGAAUUUUUAAUGGAUUAUAUGCACUAUUUAUGGGGUAAAAAAAAUAUGAAAACCAACACUUAAUUUAUACCUUAAAAGGCCUUAAGUUAUCAAUUAAUGUUUGAAUUAGAAGUGGUUUUCAUCGGUUUUAAGUUGUUGUUUUUUUACCACUUAAAUACAUUGUCUGUGCAUGUUAUCCAUUAAAAUCAUGUUCCCCUUAAAUUCUACUUAUUUUUUUCAAUAAUGUGCUUUCCAAAUUAAGGUGCAUGAAGGGGUUUUGGUUUUGCCCUUUCAAAUGAAUGGACAAAUUAAGGGAUCCCUUACCACACAUCUUAAUCUAAUGUUAAGGGCUUUUCUGUGUUUUAAAGGGCAAAUUAAGGAAUAAGUCUCAUACUUGUUUUGAUAGUGAAUUGUGUUAUGUCAGUAAUCUGUAAUGACCAAAGUUUUUUCUUAAAGUGCCGCAUGACUCAUUAGACUGAACGUGUGAUUAAUCUUUGACCAAAGAAAGAAGUUAAUGUAAAGUUCAGGUUGCAUUUGUAAUAAUUUAUUUUUCUCAUUCAGAUAAUUAAACUGUUUGAAUUUU
Molecule: messenger RNA, 5444 nt
Organism: Epinephelus fuscoguttatus (brown-marbled grouper)
Lineage: Eukaryota; Metazoa; Chordata; Actinopteri; Perciformes; Serranidae
Product: carcinoembryonic antigen-related cell adhesion molecule 5-like
Exons: 12
Coding region: 128-2749 (873 amino acids)
Source: RefSeq, a predicted model, not a curated record